Messenger RNA from Rhododendron vialii, 1305 nucleotides. Its product is annotated as protein PHOSPHATE STARVATION RESPONSE 1-like. Gene Ontology annotation, molecular function: DNA-binding transcription factor activity; DNA binding. The transcript is spliced from 8 exons. Lineage: Eukaryota; Viridiplantae; Streptophyta; Magnoliopsida; Ericales; Ericaceae. Bases 1 to 1305 code for a protein of 434 amino acids. The record is from RefSeq and is a predicted model, not a curated record.
AUGGAAGCACACCGCUCUUUGUAUAUUCAGGGAUCAAGUGCAAGCCAACUCAGCACCCCUGGUGCUUUUGGUGCACUUUCAUCACCUUUACCAGUUCAUCUUUCCACCUUUGAAGAGAAAUAUCCUAGCUUGCCUGAUUCUCUGCUACUUUACAUGCAAAGGGAACUUAAUGCAAAUCCUAUGGCUUUUUACUCUUCUUUACCCUCUAACAAUGGGGUUGUUGGUCAUAUGUUCUCAUCGACGUCCGGAUUUUCCAAUGAUUUUCAUUUUCCUUCUGUUGGACCUCCUGAAAACCAUUCAAGAAAGUCUGCCUAUCUUUCUCAGUUAUCAAAUGCUGGGGCAUUAUUGCCGCUAACCACUUGUCAUCCUAGAAUGCUCCAAUCUACACCAUUGAACAACAGUGGUUCCUGGUUCACUGAUCCGUUACCAGACUUUUUCAACUAUCCCGUAAAUACCCCUAUCAAGAUCAAUCAAGUUGGAAGAAACAAUAAUGGUGGUUGUCCCAUCCCAAGUGAAGACCAUAGUAAGAGAAACGACUGGCAAGAUUGGGCGGACGAGCUAAUCCAUGAUGAUGAUUCCUUGACUGCUAAUUGGAAUGACCUUUUUGUUGACAGCAAUGUUGAAGAUUCACAGCCAAAGAUGGCUUAUCAGGUGAUGGAAUCAUCUACAAAUUUUUUGGCACCCCAUCCCCAAGUACUCCAGAUUCCAACUUCUUCUCGGCAGUCUUCUUGUGCUAAUAACUCCACAUCCUCACCAAGUGGUGCAUCAACUAAACAGCGCAUGCGUUGGACGCCUGAACUCCAUGAGGCCUUUGUUGAAGCAGUCACUAAGCUUGGUGGCAGUGAAAAAGCUACUCCUAAGUGUGUACUGAAUGACAUGAAAGUUGAACGUUUGACAAUUUAUCAUGUGAAGAGCCACCUGCAGAAGUAUAGAACAGCUAGAUACAGACCAGAGUCAUCAGAAGGAUCUUCAGAGAAAAAGUUGGCUCCAAUUCAGGAAGUGUCAUCUCCGGACUUGAAAACAGACAGUCCUUCACCCAUUGUAGCUUCGACCUCUGACAUUUAUGUGAACAGGGGUACUGAGAUCACUGAAGCACUACGGUUACAGAUGGAGCUCCAGAAACACCUGCAUGAACAGUUAGAGUUUUCAGAUGGUAUAUGUGGCUUAAAAAGUGUCAAGACUUUGUUUGGGUUUUCUUUCCUCAUAAUUGUCGAGUGUCUCUUGGUCAUUGACUCAUUUACGGAUUGUUAUUAUUGUCAUCUACAUACUUAUGAUGGCUUGCUGGAGAGUCUAGUCCAGUUUUAG